This is a messenger RNA of Drosophila busckii, 1096 nucleotides long. Its product is annotated as glycine-rich cell wall structural protein 1.8. The record is from RefSeq and is a predicted model, not a curated record. Lineage: Eukaryota; Metazoa; Arthropoda; Insecta; Diptera; Drosophilidae. The coding region runs from base 38 to 1096 and encodes 352 amino acids. The transcript has 2 exons.
CAAUCCUUUGGCAGCGCACUCAACCCACAUAAGCAACAUGGCAGCGUACUUUAUUCUGAGCAUGCUACUGCUCGCCAGCUCGACGACGUGGGGCAAACCCACCUUUGGCAAGGAGCACGUACAUAUUCGCAUUCAUCUGCCAGAAGGCGGCGGUGGUGGACAUGAUCAUGGACAUAGCGGUGGCGGCGGUGACUUUUCUGCCUACGAGAUUCACGAUCAUGGACAUGGAGGACAUGGCGGCGGCGGCGGCGGAAUUGGUUACAGUGCAGGUGGCGGCGGAGGCGGUCAUGUAAGCACCUUUGCUGUCAUUACUGAAAAUCACGGCGCCGGCGGAGCUGCGCAUGGACACGGCUACAGCGCCGGCGGCGGUGGCGGACAUUACUCUAGUGCCCACGACGAUUCCAAGAUUGCAGCCAUUGCAGCUGCAGCUGGCUCCAGCUCUGGACACGGACACGGCUACAGCAGCGGCGGCGGACAUGGAUACAGCAGUGGUGGACAUGGAGGCGGCAGCGGUGUUGCUCAUAUUGCUGCAAUUGCUGCCAGCUCAGACUCCUCCUCACAUGGCGGUUACAGCAGCGGUGGCUACAGCAGCGGAGGCGGCGGCCACGGUGGUGGACACGAUGAUGCUCAUAUUGCUGCCAUUGCUGCUGCAUCUGCUGCUUCUUCUUCCUCCUCACACAGCUCACAUGGACAUGGCGAUGGCGGCUAUAGCAGCAGCUACAGUGCGCCCGCCAGCAGCUAUGGAGUUCCUGCUGUUACAUAUGGUGCUCCUGCGCCCAGCUAUGGUGCUCCAGCUUCCACUUAUGGCGCUCCUGCUGCCACCUAUGGUGCUCCUGCCAGCAGCUACGGUGCUCCCGCUAGCGGCGGCUGGACUGGCUCCGGUUCCGGCUCCAGCUACAGCUCGAGCUCAAGCGGCGGUUACAGCAGCUAUAACAGCGGCGAUGUGAGUGGUUAUAGCGGCUACAGCGGCGGCGAUGCUGGUGGCUCACAUGAUACCAUUGCUGUUGCGGCAGCUGCUGCUGGUGGCUCAUCCCACUCGAGCGGCGGCGGCGGCGGUGGCUACAAUUACGGCCAGUCCUCCGGCGGCUGGUCUUAA